Messenger RNA from Cercocebus atys (sooty mangabey), 4066 nucleotides. It is a transcript of the gene SLC13A3, whose product is annotated as solute carrier family 13 (sodium-dependent dicarboxylate transporter), member 3. Bases 51 to 1859 code for a protein of 602 amino acids. The transcript is spliced from 13 exons. Gene Ontology annotation, biological process: citrate transport; monoatomic anion transmembrane transport. Gene Ontology annotation, cellular component: membrane. NCBI's taxonomy places the organism in Eukaryota, Metazoa, Chordata, Mammalia, Primates, Cercopithecidae. Gene Ontology annotation, molecular function: citrate transmembrane transporter activity; succinate transmembrane transporter activity; sodium:dicarboxylate symporter activity. The record is from RefSeq and is a predicted model, not a curated record.
GCCAGGCGGGGCAGUCCCGGGCCGGCCCGCUCCGCCCGGAGAUCGCGCUGAUGGCGGCGCUGGCGGCAGCGGCCAAGAAGGUGUGGAGCGCGCGGCGGCUGCUGGUGCUGCUGUUCACGCCGCUCGCGCUGCUGCCGGUGGUCUUCGCCCUCCCGCCCAAGGAAGGCCGCUGCUUGUUUAUCAUCCUGCUCAUGGCGGUGUACUGGUGCACGGAGGCCCUGCCGCUCUCAGUGACAGCGCUGCUGCCCAUCGUCCUCUUCCCCUUCAUGGGCAUCUUGCCCUCCAACAAGGUCUGUCCCCAGUACUUCCUCGACACCAACUUCCUCUUCCUCAGUGGCCUGAUCAUGGCCAGCGCCAUUGAGGAGUGGAAUCUGCACCGGCGAAUUGCCCUCAAGAUCCUGAUGCUUGUUGGAGUCCAGCCGGCCAGGCUCAUCCUGGGGAUGAUGGUGACCACCUCGUUCCUGUCCAUGUGGCUGAGCAACACUGCUUCCACUGCCAUGAUGCUUCCCAUUGCCAAUGCCAUCCUGAAAAGUCUCUUUGGUGAGAAGGAGGUUCGAAAGGACCCCGGCCAGGAGAGUGAAGAGAAUACAGCUGCUGUGCGGAGAAACGGCCUACACACUGUGCCCACGGAGAUGCAGUUUCUCGCCAGCACAGAAGCCAAAGACCACCCUGGGGAGACGGAGGUUCCACUGGAUCUGCUGGCGGACUCCAGGAAGGAGGAUGAAUAUCGUGGGAACAUCUGGAAGGGCUUCCUCAUCUCUAUCCCUUACUCAGCCAGCAUUGGGGGCACAGCCACACUCACAGGCACAGCCCCUAACCUCAUCCUGCUUGGCCAGCUCAAGAGUUUCUUUCCACAGUGUGACGUGGUGAAUUUCGGCUCCUGGUUCAUUUUCGCCUUCCCUCUUAUGCUGUUGUUCCUGUUGGCAGGCUGGCUCUGGAUCUCCUUCCUGUACGGGGGACUGAGCUUCAGGGGCUGGAGGAAGAAUAAAUCUGAGAUAAGAACCACUGCAGAAAACAGGGCUCGAGCUGUAAUUCGGGAAGAAUACCAGAACCUGGGGCCCAUCAGGUUUGCCGAACAGGCCGUUUUCGUCCUUUUCUGCAUGUUUGCCAUCCUUCUCUUCUCCCGGGACCCGAAGUUCAUCCCUGGCUGGGCCAGCCUCUUCACUCCUGGGUUUCUUUCUGAUGCUGUCACCGGCGUGGCUAUUGUCACCAUCUUGUUCUUCUUCCCGUCCCAAAGGCCCUCUCUCAAGUGGUGGUUUGACUUCAAAGCUCCCAACACAGAGACAGAGCCCUUGCUGACCUGGAAGAAGGCCCAGGAGACAGUGCCCUGGAACAUCAUCCUUCUCCUGGGAGGGGGCUUCGCCAUGGCCAAAGGCUGUGAGGAAUCAGGGCUGUCUGUAUGGAUUGGUGGGCAGCUGCACCCCCUGGAGAAUGUGCCCCCGGCCCUGGCUGUGCUGCUCAUCACUGUGGUCAUCGCCUUCUUCACUGAGUUUGCCAGCAACACAGCCACCAUCAUCAUCUUCCUGCCGGUCCUGGCAGAGCUGGCCAUCCGCCUGAGAGUGCACCCCCUGUACCUGAUGAUCCCGGGCACAGUCGGCUGCUCCUUUGCCUUCAUGCUCCCGGUCUCGACGCCCCCCAACUCCAUCGCCUUCGCCUCUGGACACUUGCUGGUCAAAGACAUGGUGCGGACAGGCCUCCUGAUGAACCUGAUGGGUGUCCUGCUGCUCAGUCUGGCUAUGAAUACCUGGGCACAGACCAUCUUCCAGCUGGGCACCUUCCCGGACUGGGCUGAUAUGCACUCGGUUAAUGUCACAGCAUUGCCACCCACCUUGGCCAACGACACAUUUCGGACCCUCUGAGUCCCCCUGGGGGACUCCCUUGAGGCUGAACCCUCUCAAAGGGCUGUCACCAUCACCUGCUGCUAGGACACUACAAAGCAAUCAAAUAAUUCUUUUCUUUAAUCCAAUAUGCGGCUAGCAAGGGUGACCUCCAGUGGCCCACUCGGGUCCACCAGCCAUUAUCUAGGACACUUUCUGUCUCUCUCAUGAAGUUCAAAGCCCAGAUAUCUCUCAGAUCUGCUGCCUGAGAAAUAAGCUCCUUUAUCAGUGAGCUGUUUUAUCAUUACGAUGCAAGAGAGCCCAGUUUCAUCAACAGUGAGCAAAUCUGGCAUCGUGUUUGUCUCGUACAGUUGGGAUGGGAGGCCAUUCAUUCCCAUGGGCACAGCUGACAUCAUCCCCCAGUGAUUACUUUCAGUUACACUGGAGAGACCACCUUGCCUUUAUCACUUUCAUGGGCUGCAGUGUUCCAACCAAGUUGUUCCAGCUGUUCACAACAAAUGUGUGAUUUUGCUUAGUUGGUGCCCAUUCUGCACCAGUUGUUUUACCCCUGCCAAUAACCAGCAGUCAGAGAUUCUUUUUUAAUCCUUGGAGACAGGAAAAGGGACAAAUAGCUUUCCAAGGACAUGAGACUGUGCAAAGCCUUUUUGCUGUUUCUCUGGGCUCCUAAGCAUACCAGGGGAAGUUCUAGAAACCUCAGCUAACAUCUCGACCCGAGAGAUUUAGGAUUCUCCUGUUUCUUCUGGGUCAGUUUGGCCAUAAUUCUGGGGUCACGCCAGGCCUGGGCCCUGCCCACCCAUGGGGUGACUCAUGACCCCUCCAGCCAGGACCCUCCUACAUGUGGCCCCCAGAGGCCUCUGUGGCUGCAAGGCAGUCAGUUGCUGCUUGUCCCAGCAGGGGGCCUUGAUCUCUCCACACACCACCUUAAGUGGUAAGCAUGUUUAGUUAUCAAAGGCCCCAUUUGUCAGGGGUGAGAGAAAAGGCAAAAGAUAAAUUGGGGACUUGUAAAAGGCCGGGGUAAAAUGUCUCAGGCAAGCAAAAGAUUGUCCCCUUCUACAUAUGGGUAAAACUGAGAUAUCCCCUUGAGCCCAAGGCUGGAAGUGGUGUCUGCCUUCAAGGGUUAAUCCCUCUUUGUUCCAAGCAGAAGCAUUCUGGCAUGCCAGUGAAGAGCACAGGCCCUCAGUGUCUGCUGAACGGAAUGGCCCAGCGUUAGCCCACAUCAGAAAAGACACUAGCCCAAGAGCCCUGAAUCGUCACACUUCCCUUUCCUAAGCCUCUGAGGGUGGAGAUUCCCCUAGGAGCGCUUGGCCAGCUGGGAAGGCAGCACCCAGCUGUACUUGUUGUUGAUACAGCAUAAGUGAAUCAUGGGCAUUUCCCUGAGAGCAGUGGGAGAGGCCCUCUGAGUCGGAGGUUGAGCUCCACCUCCUUUCCAAGCGAGCACUCAGUGCUGAAUCACAGUUACAACCCACUGGGGCUGGUGGGAGGUACGUUGUAUGGGACUGGAAGCAAGAGGUUCAUUCAAAGAGAAACUCCUGGGAUUUGUAACCAGAUGAAUCAUGAUUUCAAAGACUUCUGAUCAAAAAUACUGUGAAAUAAAGAAUGUUAAUCAACAUUGGACCUGGAGAUGAUCUGCCUUUCUGAACCUAAGAGAGCUUCAAAGCCCCAGAUUCCUGGGCUGGGAAUUCCACAGAGUUGACCUGUCAGAUUUUCAACUGCUCUUCCCUCCCCUCUCCAGUCACAUACUCAAACUCUCCUGCCUCAGGGCCUUUGCACGUGCUGUUCCCUCUGCCUAGAACACUCUGCUCCCAAAUAUAUGUCUGGUUCCCCGACUCACUUUAUUCAAGUCCCUGCUCAGGUGUCACCUUCCCUGAGAGGCUUCCCUGACCUCCUGUCUAAAAUAUCACCCUCAUUACUCUCCACCCCCUUACUCUGUUAUAUUUUCUCCUUAAUAGUUAGGACACUGUAUAACUUAUUUUCUUAUUAUCUUCUUCUCCCUCUAGAAGAUACAUUUAUGAAAAUACAAAUGACUUUUUUUUUUUUGCUGCUGUAACUCCAGUUCUUAGAACGAUUUCCAGCACAUAGCAAGUGUUCAGUAAAUAUUUGCUGCUUGAGUCUGCACCAAAAUUAACAAGAAAGCCAACUUGCCCUCUGAUCUGGGGUCUGUUUUGUUCAUUACUUUGUUCACUCCUUCUUCCAUUUAUUCAUUCAAUAAACAUUUAUUGGGAACCUGU